This is a messenger RNA of Geodia barretti, 1355 nucleotides long. The record is from the annotation of a GenBank genome assembly. Lineage: Eukaryota; Metazoa; Porifera; Demospongiae; Tetractinellida; Geodiidae.
AUGUUGUAGGCAUGGUGGGAGUGUGGGUGCUGUACUCGUCGGUGUUCGGACUCUACUCGUUGAUGGAGGUGCUGGGACUGAUGCCGCAGGAGGUACGGAGUGCUGGCAUCACUCUCCCCGCCAUCUUCUCCCCGCUCUACGGAGACCAGAACAUUGAUUUUGUGGGGUACCACGUGAAGAGGACAACAGUCACCGUUCUACUCCACCUAUUGCUACCUGUGGUCUAUUGUUUGGGGCUGGGGAUAGUGGAACCUGAGUGGAACAUGUUCAAUCCUUGGACCAUUUCCAUGCCCCUCGCCCUACUCUGGUGUGCUUCAUUUGGAGCUGCUCUCGUCGGCAUCACCACGGCAACGAGGUGGUACGCAGACAGCUGGAAAAGUCAUCCACUGAUGAAGACCCUUGCCAGAACUGGUCAGCCUCCCAGGAUUGCUGCAUCGUCUGUGAAUCUGGAGUUUCGAGAUAUUGACAAGUUUGUGGCGUCGCUGGGAGGGAGUGUCGUCAUAGUGACGGACUCUUGGAUUCUCCAGACCAACGUACACGGUGUCGAUAUUGUUCAUCAGAGAGACGCCGUCCUCCAUGUGUCAUCAUCGGAGGAGCACUCCCUGACGACCGAAGGCACCUCAGCUCAAUACCUCAACAUAUCCGUGAGAACUCAUAUCCACGUUGGUGGCUGAUGGUAGAUAAUAGUUGUGUGCUCUCUUCCACAGGUGCAGAGCAUCAACACUGAAAUCUACAAAUCAUUUUCAAUAAGACUGAACUCUCUGCAGUACACCCAGCUGACAGAGAGACUGAUGUCGCCCAUCAGGGUCGCUCGCUCCGUCCUCAUUCACCAGUCCAUCGCUGACAGGUUCUCUGUCGCAUUCCGAGACCAGGUGGCACGGAACGGGGCCUAUACCCAGCCUCCCGGAUCACCUGCCAUGGAGCCCUGUGUUGGCUGUCUGCAGGCAAGACCUGAAGUCAAACUGAGCAAGCAGUGCGAGAAUGACCAGUGCAGACAGUGUUUCUGCCGCCCGAUGUGGUGCAUGUCCUGCAUGAGCAAGUGGUACUCGGCUCGUCAGGAUCAGUACCACCUGGAGACCUGGAUGUCUGGAACGGCGCCCUGCCCCAUGUGCAGAGCCACGUUCUGCAUGCUGGACGAUUCUCUCAGUGUCCGACUCGCAGCAAAACAACACUUAACAAAAAACAAUUUAUCCCUCUCUCUCUUCUACUACUCACGACUUUCUAGCUUUCUUCCAAUUCUGAAGAACGUAUUAAUAGCUAAAAUUUGACCAUCUCAACUCCACUAUCUAUGUAUGUGUGAAUAUGAUGAAUUGUAAUUUUUGUCGUAAAGUGCAGUCAGCAGCACAUCAACAAUU